UUUGUCAUAUUUUAGUUAACAAAACAUGUGUUAGUUACCAGUAUUUCGUUAAGUGACUAAAGGUUGUCCAAAAGAGAAAAAAGCCGUCGACUGUUAAAGAGAAGAUAGGAUGUUCCUGCGAAGAAUCUCUCCUCUGUUCUCUAUCAUAGCCAAAAGAUCACAAAGUCGCUUCCUUUCGAGUCCGGCGCCUAACUCUGCUCAGAACUGGGCAUCUCGCGGCCACAACUUACGACAAGCAACUCGAUCAUACGCAAGUGGAGGUCGUAAAGACUACAAUCUCUUUGGUAGUAAUGUGAAACCUGGUGAUGCUGAUUUUAGAAAAAGCUGGGAGAAAGAUAUGAAGGAUGAUGAUGAUGAUGACACUCUAUGGUCAGGAAGUGAAGACGAAAGCGAUGAUAAAGGACUUGAGAAAGAGGUUAAGAAAGCUAGGCAACAAGCUAAAGCCACCUCUGAUCUAAUCGAUGCAGACGAUAGUGACGAGUUAUACAGCGUUUGGUCUGGAAGCGAUGAGGAGAAAACGUUAUGGACCGGCGACGAAGGUGAUGACGACGACGAUAUUCCGACAGAACCGCACCCGAACGAAGCAUCUGAUAAGUACUUGGACAAGCUGUUUGAGUUCGAGGAGAAACCAAAGUACAGGACAAUCUCUGAGCUGUUGAAAUCCGAAAACGAGCCUGAGGAGCUUUCACCUGGUAAACAGGCGAGGAAGCUUGCCGUUGAGAACGCGUUGAAGAAGCUUAACAAAGGGCCUGACGGGCGUUACACAAACGUGUGGGAAGUGAUGAGUGAUGUCGACAUUUUGAUUGGAGCGUUUGAGAACAUCAUCUCAGGGCCUGAAUAUGAGGAGCUGAGAAAAGGUGGACCCAAGAGGUUGAACAUGCAGUUCUUCAAGGAUAUACAAACUCGCAUGAGAGAUCCAAACUUCAAAUUCACGCCUGAGAUAAAGUUGAAGCCCAAGAGUAAACUAGUGCCUAGGAAGAAAUGGCAGAAGGCACAGUCCAGGAGAAGGAAAGCUCAGAAGCGGUAAAAAAAAGCUCCUUGCCUGCCUAUUCAAAGAUCCUAUAAUAGAUUUUAACAGGUAGUAAGUCCACUCAUCACAUUACCAAAUCUACAUCCUGUAAGUUGUUGCUGCUAUGUUGAUUCAUAAUGGAUCUUUGCAUGGUUAGAGGAAUGCUUAGAGAACAACAACAGCAAACAUCUUCAACAAGAAUGAGUUAAAGAAUGUUGUGACUGUUUCAUCCUGAUACCAAUCCUGUAAAGAGUCGGUACCGUGAUUGAACACCUUUCCUUUGGAGUGAUUCUGGGGAAGACUUUAUAUUCCUUCUACUAAAGAAGCUUUUGUAGGAAAAGCUAAAGAUGCUUUGGUCCCUAUUGGACAUUUUUGUUGGAAUAAUACAGCUUUUCUGGCACUUUGAUCUUCAAAAGUUUUUUCUUUGGUGUUAAAAAAGUUGGAACUUGUAAUGUUGACACUCUGUUGCCAUUUGAAGCUUAACAAAUCACAAGAUGCUUGAUUUUUGGGUCUCUUCCUAAUAUUCUUAUUUGUUUA
Messenger RNA from Raphanus sativus (radish), 1546 nucleotides. RefSeq lists its product as uncharacterized. Lineage: Eukaryota; Viridiplantae; Streptophyta; Magnoliopsida; Brassicales; Brassicaceae. The record is from RefSeq and is a predicted model, not a curated record.